GUUUGUUUUUUAGAAGGGUUUCCAUUAAAAAACCUCUUCCCCACCUCUUUUUCGCACAGACGUUUGCUUAUGUCUUCUACGCUCUUCACAACACUUCUCCAUCUAAAAAAAAACCCUAAUCGAAUCUCCAUCCUCUCCAGGCGACCCACUCCUCUCCCACGCUCUCCACCUUCACUGCUACAUCUCCGGCGCCGCCCAGCCCUUGUUCGCCGGUCACCACAGCCCUCUUCGCCGGUCACCACAAGCCCUAUUCGCCGGCUGCAGCAACAUCGACCACAGCCCUGUUCGCCGGCUACAGCAACAUCGAUCACAGCCCCUCUUCUUCUCCUUUCUUUCUUGCAUAAAGUAGAAAUGGGAGAGAAACAACAAUGGUCAAACGACCAUCUAAAAUGCUUAUUAGAGACUUGCAUUGAAGAGAUAAACACGGUGGGUAGAAAAGGCUUGAGUUUGCAUAAAGACUCGUGGAAUAAAUUAGGAAAAGUUCUUAAGGAAAAGUUUGGCUUGGAUUUGACUCAAAAACAAAUGAAGAAUGCAUAUGAUAAUCUUAAAGCCAAAUACGUAGGUUGGGUGUAUUUGAAAAACAAAACCGACAACAUAUACAACCCUCAAACAAAUACUUUUACCUUAACGAACGAGGAAUGGGAAGAAUUUAAGAAGGGGCACCCAAAGGCUGCAUCAUUGAAGACAGUUCCGUUGCCUUUUCCAGAACUUUGUGCAGAAUUUUGAUGGAAAUACUGCCACUGGAAAUUGCAAGUGGACCUCAACCCAAACAACAUCCGGGGUUGGAUCUUCUUGUCAUCGUGUCCAAUCGCUUAUGAUUAUGGACACCCAUUAUCAUGACACACAAGAUGAUGCCGGCACCUCUGAGCCUACUUCUGAGCCUAAUCCUGAGCCCACUUCUGAGCCUACUUCCGAGCCCACCACAAGACAAGUAUUAUCUUUGUGAUGCCGCGUAUGCACACAUACGGGGAUUUAUGGCUCCAUAUCGUAAUGUGAGGUAUUGGCUAGGAGAUUUUCGUCGAAGACGUGCGUUGACUAAUAAAGAGAAAUUUAACCAUGCUCAUGCAAGACUUCGGAACGUAAUUGAGCGUGCUUUUGAUGUCUUGAAAGCAAGAUUCCCUAUUUUGAAAAGGAUGGCACCAUUUCCAUUGGUUACGCAAAGGAACAUUACCGUUGCAUGUUUCGCGCUACAUAAUUUUAUAAGGAAAGAGGGUUUGAGCGAUGAAUUGUUUACAAAAUACGAUCAACCCAAUGUUUCGGUGCAUAAUACGCUAGUGCACGUUGAUGCUGAUGAAAACGAGGUUGAAGCACAUGGUACUGCAGCGGAUCGGGAAUAUAUGACUCAGUUACGAGAUGAGAUUGCUGAGCAGUUAAUGCAAAGCAUGGAUACAAUGCUUUAUAAAAAAUGUUAUUGUCUUUUUUAUGAAUAUUAUUUCAGUAUUGUAUAACUAUUAUUUAAGUUUGAAUGUUGAAAACCUCGUAAAAAUUUAAUAAAUCAGUUUAUUUA
Helianthus annuus (common sunflower) is the source of this 1507-nucleotide messenger RNA. Its product is annotated as L10-interacting MYB domain-containing protein. The coding region runs from base 70 to 726 and encodes 218 amino acids. The record is from RefSeq and is a predicted model, not a curated record. Lineage: Eukaryota; Viridiplantae; Streptophyta; Magnoliopsida; Asterales; Asteraceae. The transcript has 4 exons.